Molecule: messenger RNA, 2365 nt
Organism: Helianthus annuus (common sunflower)
Lineage: Eukaryota; Viridiplantae; Streptophyta; Magnoliopsida; Asterales; Asteraceae
Exons: 5
Coding region: 683-2197 (504 amino acids)
Source: RefSeq, a predicted model, not a curated record
CAUCUAGGAAUAUUCAUCCGUUUCUUUAUAAAUAGGGAUAUUCAUUCAUGGUCUAGGGAUUAUUAUGAUCGCUACAAAUCAGGGUUAAAAAGUUGCAACAAUUUUUCAGUUUUUCAUCCAUCACAACAAACCAACCAAGCCAAGAGACCCACCCCUACAAAAUCAAAACUUCCACAACCCCUUCAUUCUCAUUCUUAGCCUUCAUCCCCUCCCCUCACUAAUAUCAAAUACUCUUCAUCUUCCUUCAUCUGUUAACAACCGCUUUUAUACUUUCUUUCUUUCUCUUUCAUUAACCUCCCAAUUUUUCACAUAAUACAAUCGCUAAUUCGGACUGUUGAGUCAAUUAGGGUUAGGGUUUUCUUGGGUUUUCGUUAAACUGACUAUUAAGGCAAGGGUGUGAUUCUUGUUCUGAUUUUAAUUUUAAUUUUUUGGGUUAAAGUUUGCGACUUUACAAUACCCUUUACGCGAUUGUUCAAUCUUGUUCUGUUUCUGUGCAAAUUCUAGUUGGUAAUUUGUUAUGAUUUUAUGAUGUUUUAGCCUCUAGGGUUUUGUUUUACAAUGAGGGUGUUUUAAAUUGUGUGUUUUUUUUUUUUUUGUUUAAUCUUGAAAAUUGGUAGUUUCUUGAUGGUGGUGUUGAAGGGUUUGAUUGUAAACAGUUCAAUGCACAUUGGUUUGUUUAGUUAUGGAAAGAACUGAACCUACAUUUGUACCUGAAUGGUUAAAGAACAGUGGAAGCUUAAGUACUACUUCUCAUCAGUCUUCAUUGCAGUCUGAUGAUCAAAGUGGAUCGGUAUCUCUUAGAAGAAAGUCAUUAAUUAACAGUGGUGAUAAUGAAUCCGGACGCGCUACAAGUACGACGUCUGCAUACUUUCGUCGCCCUUCUAGUAGUAACGGUCGUUUAAGGUCCUAUGGUAGUUUUGGGAGACGGGAUUGGGAUAAAAGUAAAGAAAAAUACGAAAACAGGUACCGCGAUUCCGAUCCGUUGAGUAGCAUUUUACCUAGUAGGUUUGAGAAAGACGGAUUACGGCGUGCACAGUCGAAUCUUUCCGCAAAACGCGGCGAAUUUUGGAGUAGGAGAGUUGUAGGUGAAAAAAACGGUCGUAAUAAUGGGAAAAUCUCGUUUGAGAAAGAUUUCCCGUCUUUGGGGUCAGAAGAGAAACAAGUGGGUUUGAGCAGUGCUAUUCAGAGUUUACCGGUUGGUACUUCGGGUGUUAUUGGUGGUGGUGAUGUUUGGACCUCGGCUCUGGCUGAGGUGCCUGUGAAGGGUGGACCCAAUGGGUCUGCUUCAGUAUCUGUAACUGCAAAUGUGGCGGCAGCUGGGCGGAAUAUGGCGGAGACUUUGGCUCAGGGUCCCCCUCGUGUUCAGACUGCUCCUCAGUUGUCUGUUGGAAGUCAAAGACUUGAAGAGCUUGCUGUGAAGCAAUCCAGGCAGUUGAUUCCCGUGACUCCAUCGAUGCCUAAAGCCUUGGCUUUGAACUCCUCUGAUAAACCAAAGCUAAAGUUGGGGCAACUUCAGAGUCCUCACAUCGCGAACCACCCUACCCCCACCCGACCUGUAUCUAUGAACGCUGACGUCACCAAGUCAUCAACCAUCGGAAAACUUCAUGUCCUUAAGCCAUCACGUGAAAGGAACGGUACCACUCUCGCAAAGGAGAUCACAAGCCCAACAGUCGGUAGUAAAUUACCGGAAAGCUCUCUUGUUGACCGCAAACCCUGUGUAGAGAAAAGACCUUCCCCUCAAGCUAAAAGCCGAAAUGACUUCUUUAACCUUAUGAGGAAGAAAGCUAUGGCAAACAGCUCAUCAUCCUCUGUUCCUGUUGACCCACCCGAGUCAACUAAUGAUAAGCCCAGUGAAGGUGGGGUCCACCCAAACGAUUUGAGCAGCGAUACCGAUGCUUGUGUUGUGACCGAGAAGUUUAAUAAUAACGAGAAGAGUCAUUCAAGCUCUGAUGUUAUUUUGUACUCGGAGGAAGAAGAGGCCCGAUUCUUGCGGUCAAUGGGUUGGGAGGAAACUACUGAAGAAGAUGGCCUUACGGAAGAAGAGAUUAAUUCGUUCUACAAGGACCUAAGUAAGUAUGUGAAUUUAAAGACGGCUUCGAAUUUUUUCAAAGGAACACAGCUGAAGUCUUUGAUGCCGCUCAACUUACUGAUGGGAAAGAAUGGUGAAUUUUCGGCUGACACUAAGGUGGAUUCUUGAUUUUUGGUGCUAUGAGAGUGUAGGAAUCAGGUUUUUGUUUUGGAAGGUGCAAAGAAGAAAUCUGGGUUUUUGUUUGGUUUUAUUAUAUCUUUUUUAUGUUUCAGUUCAACAACAUAGCUUAUGGUUUAUUAGUCAUUUUUAAAGAAAAAGAAAGAAAAUUUACUGGUA